AUGGUGAAUGUUCCCAAAACCCGCCGGACUUUCUGUAAGAAGUGUGGCAAGCGCCAACCUCACAAAGUGAUACAGUGCAAGAACAGAGUGGCUAUGGUGCAUGCCCAGGGAAAGUGGUGUUAUGACAGGAAGCAGAGUGGCUAUGGUGGGCAGACUAAGCCGAUUUUCUGGAAAAAGGCUAAAACUACAAAGAAGAUUGUGCUAAGGCUUGAGUGUGUUGAGCCUAACUGCAGAUCUAAGAGAACACUGGCUAUUAAAAGAUGCAAGCAUUUUGAACUGGGAGGAGAUAAGAGAAAGGGCCAAGUGAUCCAGUUCUAA
This is a messenger RNA of Nomascus leucogenys (northern white-cheeked gibbon), 318 nucleotides long. RefSeq names its product large ribosomal subunit protein eL42-like. Gene Ontology annotation, biological process: translation. The record is from RefSeq and is a predicted model, not a curated record. Gene Ontology annotation, cellular component: cytosolic large ribosomal subunit; ribosome. Gene Ontology annotation, molecular function: structural constituent of ribosome. Lineage: Eukaryota; Metazoa; Chordata; Mammalia; Primates; Hylobatidae.